Spodoptera litura is the source of this 2116-nucleotide messenger RNA. RefSeq lists its product as uncharacterized. NCBI's taxonomy places the organism in Eukaryota, Metazoa, Arthropoda, Insecta, Lepidoptera, Noctuidae. The record is from RefSeq and is a predicted model, not a curated record.
CGGCAGUCGCACUUGCGACUACUCGGCCAACGAGGCAGUCAGACAAAUUAAUAUUUAGACCUUAAUUAAUAAUGUAGGUGUAUAUUUCGGUUUCGUUGCACGUAAAUAUACUAGUGGUCACUAAAUGCCCCGUUAUUAGAUGUACAUAUAUCGGUUGGUUUAAUAGUUAACGGAUCACGGAGCAUCGCUGUUAAAGUUUACUGGGUGACAGUAAUGUUAGGUUGAUGUGUUGACCAUAAUUACAGUAUUUGGAGCAAGUCAACAAAAGAUUGGAUUAGACUGACCUACAUGUGUCAUCGCUUGUAUAGUUCGACGUUAAUUGAAGCAGAUCAACGACCGCACCCACCCACACCGCUUCCCAGUUCACAACAUUUAAGUAUGAUGACGUGCUAUGGUGAAAUCCGAGAUUUAACCGGUUCUGAUUCAUAGAAAUAGAAAGUACUAACUCAAACCCCACGCAAACAAUUAUAUAUCCAUUACCUAUGCUAUAUUCUUAUUACGGAACCAUAUACCUUGUUGUUUUUUUUAGUUUUUUGCUUAAAUUGUCACCACGCUAGUUUUAAAAACACUGAUUUUACAUGCACAUCUCUCUUAGCCUCGGGACACAGAACAUACAAAAUUUUGUAUUUCAAAUUUAUUAAACAUAUUUAAGAUGCAUAAAUCAUUAAAAGUUCAGGGCAUGUAAAUCUACUUAUAAUGUCACUUCUGCCCACGCCAUCAUAAUAAACGUUAUACUGGACCCCAAAAUAAUAUCGGAGACAAUCUAUUAGAUCAAUACUACUAGCAAUUAUCGUAAUUCGUUGUUAUUAUACCCAAGCUAUUAUAACCGACCUUAAAUGGUACGUUUCAUGAUGCAAUGAAUUAAACUUGGACACGUAACAUUUUAUCGUGGACCGUGAUUCGAAUAUCAACCCCUCAUACCAUUUGUAAAGCUAAUAAAAAUGUGAUAUUUAUUACCUAAUACCAUGGCUUUAGUAUAUAGCUGCUGCUUUUGGUUUUCUUUGCGUUUAGGAGGCAUUUUGAUAGGAAUAUUUUCUCUGUUUCAGGGACUUGUGUUAUUGGUAUUUUGUUGCUUAGGACAUAGACGGCCGGAAUUAGUCAAAGAUGAGAUUACUAACUGGAUUCAUGAUUACAACCUUAUUUAUGCUCAGAGUUAUUUAGAGGACGUACAAGCUGAUCCAGAUAAAUAUAUUUCACUUGGAAUUAGUUUCACAAGUAUUUACAUGAUUGUGUGCGUUGUGUAUAUCUAUGGGGCAUAUACGUGUAACAACGUGUUAAUGGUAUUUUAUAUACUCAUGGAGUUGCUGCGACUUAUUAUAAUUUCGGUCUUAAUUGCAACUGUAUUGCUUCUGAUUAAACAAAACACUAUGGACAUUGGUAUGCUGAUAGGAGCGAGCGUUGCUGGUGGAUUUUUACUUUUGGGGAUGUUUUACCUAUGGAUAUGUGCUGCCAAUUUACCUAUCGUUAUAAAUGAGAUGGAACGUGACGAGCAAGCUGCUGUUAUUAACAAACUACAGCAACUCCUAGAAGCUAACAAUCCCAGAGCAAUACCACGCGGUUUAGAUAGCAUCCCGUUCGCAGCGCCAUCUGAAGAUAUCGUCAACAGAAACAUAUUUAUUGUUCCUAGGCAAAAAGAAGUGAAGAUCAAUAACAAAAUUAUUGCAGGACCAAGAAUCACAAAAUCUUAUGUCAAUGAUUUCAAGUGAAUUUGUUAACACGAUUUAGUUUUAACGUUUUUAACUAUUUCUCUAUACUCUAACUCUUCAUAAUGAACAAAAUAACCACUUAGUUACUUAUCUGCAACAUUAUUUAUCGGCACACAAUUCUAAGUAAACGGUCGAUGAAGCAUGCGCUAUCUGUUUGUCAACUGACUAUUGAGUUCAAAAGUAGGUAGGUUCAUCUGUGUUACACAAACGAUAGCGUGAUCCCGAUUCUAUAUACUUUGGAACUUACAAAUACACAUUUUGACUGCACAUAAGUAGAUGGGUAGUACAUAGGUACAAGUAGUUAGACAGGUAUUGAUUUUUCAGACAUUUGACAUUGGGUAAUAAUUUAUGAGCGCUAUUGCCAGGGACUGUCACAAUCACAUAACACAAUCAAUAUACCUAAUAGUAUA